Messenger RNA from Euleptes europaea (tarantolino), 966 nucleotides. RefSeq names its product interferon regulatory factor 1 (gene IRF1). Gene Ontology annotation, cellular component: nucleus. The transcript is spliced from 9 exons. Gene Ontology annotation, biological process: regulation of transcription by RNA polymerase II; immune system process. Gene Ontology annotation, molecular function: RNA polymerase II cis-regulatory region sequence-specific DNA binding; DNA-binding transcription factor activity, RNA polymerase II-specific. The record is from RefSeq and is a predicted model, not a curated record. Lineage: Eukaryota; Metazoa; Chordata; Lepidosauria; Squamata; Sphaerodactylidae. The coding region runs from base 19 to 966 and encodes 315 amino acids.
UCUCUUUUCAGAGUCAAAAUGCCACAAACAAGAAUGCGCAUGAGGCCCUGGCUGGAGAUGCAGAUUAAUUCUAAUAAGAUUCCAGGACUCCUGUGGAUCAACAAGGAAGAACAGUUAUUCCAAAUUCCAUGGAAACAUGCAGCUAAGCAUGGCUGGGAGCUUGAAAAAGAUGCAUGCCUUUUCAGGAACUGGGCCAUUCACACAGGAAGAUAUAAAAAGGGGGAAAUACAGGCUGACGCUAAAACUUGGAAGGCAAAUUUUCGCUGUGCUAUGAAUUCAUUACCUGACAUCGAAGAGGUGAAAGACAAAAGCAUUAGCAAAGGUUCUAGUGCAGUCCGGGUCUACAAGAUGCUGCCACCUUCAGCAAAGUCACAGAAGAAAGAAAAGAAGACAAAGUCUUCAAAAAUCAAGAAUGGGAGAAAGUCUGUGGAAGAUAUCAAGGUAGAGGAGACGGUCGAAGCAACGAACAACAUUCUGCUACCAGAUGACCACAAAGGUUAUUCUCGUCCCAGUUAUCCAUCAGAGGAAAGGGAGGUGGGGAGCACUUCCAUUACAUUAGAUUCUGAUGAACUCUCCACGUGUAACUUAAGCCAUACCCUGACUGAUUGGAGACACCCAAUGGAAAUGCACCUGCCUGACAGCACAAAUGACACAUACACAUUUCAAGUGUCGCCUCUCACUUCCUCCUCUGAUGCAACGGAUGAAGAUGAUGAGAAAUUAUUCGCCUUUGACCUGCCAUUUAACCCCUCUGACUGGCAGCAAACCUGCGUGGGCGGGAAAGGCUAUUUCAGUAAUGAGAGUGGAACACAAAUUCACUUCAUUGACCUUCCUUUCCAAGAGCAGGAUGCAGCCAUCGAUACAACAAACUCAGAAACUAGCCAAAUUGACACGAGAAACAUUCUGGACUUCUCUUUGUUGGAGACACUGCGAUUGACUACUUCACACCCCAUAUCCUGCAUCAUGUAA